UUGUUGUUGUUGCUGCUGCUGCGGUGGCAUCAAGCUUAUCUGCAGGGUCAGCAGCUGCUGAGUCUGCUCAAGCUCCAAAGCUCUUUCUCUCUCUCGUUCUCUCUCUCUGGCUCUCCACCUGCUUUUCGUGCGCUUCUGAUUGCAGAAAUUCCAGAUCGAGCUCGGUAUCCGUUGUGUGUGUCGGCUGAGAUUGCAGCUUGUGAACAGUGGUUUGGUGUGGAGGCUGUUUAGAGUUUGCUGUCCUGUGCCCUGAUCGCGGCAUACUGAAUCGGGUUGGAGGAGUUGCUGGAUUAGGGAGGUGGAGAGGAGAGUCUUUAGGGAGUACAAGAAGCACUGGGUUGGUCCACACUGGGUUGUAGAAGUUCCGUUUGUCUGUGUUUCGUGAAUUGCCGCCAUGGCUGCUCUGCCUACAAUUUGUUUGUCAGCUCUGAGGGCGCUGAUCAGUGGGGUUUCGUUGGAUUCGCCUGACGCGCCCUCAAGCGUCUCGACAAGUGCAGAACCGUCGUUGGGAGUUUCACCGCCGUGCACAACAUCUUUAGCCUCCUCCUCUUCCUCCUCGAGAAUCGAUAACGAGCAUUUGUAUAACAAGGAUGCCGAUGAAAAAUCAAGAGAGGAUGAGUACAUCGAACGAGACUAUGAAUUUGCAGGGUUGCAAAGAUUCGGACGGGCCAGUCUCGUCGCCCUUGCGGCAGCCUCAUUGUGCUACUCAGCUUCAGAUCCUGCACUUGCCCUUCAGGGCGGUGAUCGAUACAGACAAGAGGUGACAUUCGGCCAGGACUUGACGGGAAGAAAUUUAUGUGGAUCGACACGGACGUCCACAUUUCGGCAGGAAAACUCUCAAGGGGUGAAGCUGUUAAGCACUAGCUUCUUCGAAUCGGACUUGACUGGAACCGAUCUUGUUGAUGCGAACUUUCGAGUAGCUGACUUCUCGUUAGCCGGUGUUGCAAAGUCGAACCUUACCAACUCCAAUCUCGAGGGAAGCUUGAUGACGGAAAAUACUUGGUUUAAAAGUACCGCGAUUACUGGUGCUGAGUUCACUGAAGCAGACUAGAGAAAUGAUCAGUAGAAAGAACUAUUCGAGAUUGCUGACGGAACAAGCCCUGUGACUAGCGAUUCUACUCACGAAACUUUUUCAUGUGAUUGGAGCGCGAGCAAACAGCUUGACUUUAUAUCAAUGUACCUGCAAACCCUUCAGCUGCUCAUUGAAUGCGAGAAGCGUUAGAUUUCUAUGCAGGUGACCAAGACUGGAAGUUUUGUAGGACGAAGUACAUAGCUCAAACGGAGUGAAGAACUGGUUCACGAUUGUGUUGUACAUUUCGUAUGUAGAAGAUAUAUUUGGUAAGGAUUGCAACUAAAUCUGUACUUCAAUGUGUUAGAAGAAGUCCUAGCCUUGCAGAAAAAACCCGCCCACAAGUUGGAGUCGAUGUAGAAAAAGACUACUCUGCAUUGCUUUUCUUGGACUGUAUAUCGACUAUCACUAGAAAGAGGAUGAGUGAUGGUUUGAAUGAUCAGGAAGGUAGUAGACCCUUCUUCACUCAGUCGUCGCUCUCUUUGGGUGUCACCACGUCGUUAUGCUAAAGGACUGGGUGCUAGGAUGCCACAAGACCAAUGAGUGAUGUUACUAUUACUAACAUUUUUGUGUGAGGAUCAAAGAUGGGCAGAGUGAGGCUGUUGGGCUUCCCAACAAAAACUUGUAUAUAUAGUCUCCCACAUCCGAGUCGGCUGCUUGUUAUCAUAAACAUCAAUGUUUGGUGAAUUGCAAUUUGAAGUAGAUCUGAGGAGAGUGUUGCAAUGUGAAA
Physcomitrium patens is the source of this 1799-nucleotide messenger RNA. RefSeq lists its product as uncharacterized. Gene Ontology annotation, cellular component: chloroplast thylakoid. NCBI's taxonomy places the organism in Eukaryota, Viridiplantae, Streptophyta, Bryopsida, Funariales, Funariaceae. The record is from RefSeq and is a predicted model, not a curated record.